AUGCCCCCAAUUCUCCUCCUAAAAACGAGGUCCUCUCCUCACGACGGCUACGAAGAACUCUUCUCACAGAACUAUGAACCAACCUUCGUCCCCGUCCUCGAACACCGCUUCCACACGGAGAACUUGAACAAAGUGCGGGACCUGUUUGUCUCUGGCGCAUUCGGGGAUACCACCCCCAACGACCAAAUCAAUGGCAAUGACAAUGGCAAUGGAACAGAACAUAAGAACCGAAAAUACGGCGGUCUAAUCUUCACCAGUCAGCGCGCCGUGGAAGGAUUCGCAAAGAUGAUCGAAGAUGAGAAAGACACAACAUUCAACAUCCCCGCAACCCAACCCCCAUUAAUCCUCUACACAGUCGGACCAGCCACAGCCCGCAGCCUAACAACCCUCCGCAACAAACACCUCCCAAACGCAACGAUCUACGGUGCCGAUGCAGGCACGGGUGAGAAUCUGGGGCAUAUGAUCCUUGAGCAUUAUAAUGCGUUAUAUCCUGCUUGUGCCUCCGCCUCGACGUCUAAUUCCAAACCAGCGCUCCUCUUCCUCGUCGGUGAGGUUCGGAGAGAUAUCAUUCCCAAGACAUUGAUGAAUCCCGAACUUGCGGGUAGGAGGAUUGGAGUUGAGGAAUUGGUUGUUUAUGAGACUGGGGUUAUGGGGUCCUUUGAGGGGUCCUUUGGAGGUUGUUUACAGAGGAUUCGAGAUCAGGACCGAGAUCGGGGUUUUGGUGUGGUGAAGAGGGAGAAUGUGAUUUGGGUAGUGGUGUUUUCGCCCACGGGGUGUGAGGCUAUGUUACGGGUUCUGGAAUUAGGGCCUUUCUCUUCUUCCGGGUCUGCAUCUGCAUCUAGGGAUAUGGAAGAGAAGGCAGGACGACGGGUCUUUGUUGCUACGAUUGGACCCACGACGAGGGAUCAUCUACGACAGGAAUUCGGGUUUGAGGCGCAUGUUUGCGCGCCGAAGCCUAGUCCUGAGGGUGUUGCGGAGGGGAUUGAGAGAUUUAUGAGUGAGUUGUGA
Messenger RNA from Penicillium canescens, 1008 nucleotides. Its product is annotated as uroporphyrinogen-III synthase HEM4. The transcript has 2 exons. The record is from RefSeq and is a predicted model, not a curated record. Gene Ontology annotation, biological process: uroporphyrinogen III biosynthetic process. The coding region runs from base 1 to 1008 and encodes 335 amino acids. NCBI's taxonomy places the organism in Eukaryota, Fungi, Ascomycota, Eurotiomycetes, Eurotiales, Aspergillaceae. Gene Ontology annotation, molecular function: uroporphyrinogen-III synthase activity.